Messenger RNA from Gymnogyps californianus (California condor), 3150 nucleotides. RefSeq names its product synaptonemal complex protein 1 (gene SYCP1). The coding region runs from base 139 to 3087 and encodes 982 amino acids. Gene Ontology annotation, cellular component: male germ cell nucleus; central element; transverse filament. The transcript is spliced from 31 exons. Gene Ontology annotation, biological process: chiasma assembly; synaptonemal complex assembly; lateral element assembly. Lineage: Eukaryota; Metazoa; Chordata; Aves; Accipitriformes; Cathartidae. Gene Ontology annotation, molecular function: double-stranded DNA binding. The record is from RefSeq and is a predicted model, not a curated record.
CCGCCGCCUCCCCUCCUGCCUCGCUCGCGCGCUUUCGCUUCCCGCCUUCUUGUCCUCCCUCAGCAGCCGGCGAGUUCGGGGCGUCAGUGUGCCCGUCGUGAGGUGUCGGCUCUGAGACCUGCCCUUUUCUCCGAGACCAUGGAAAAAGAAAAACCGUUUAAAUUGUUCGUGCCGCCGCGCCUGAGCGGUGGUCAGGUGUCUGCAGUCAAACCCCAGGCGAGCGCUCGGGCGACGGGGCUGUGUCAGGGUUUUAACAAAUGCCCAGAUGAUGAUUUUAAUUUGCCGUUUGUAAUGAUGAGUACACCGAACCGUGGUGAAAUCACUGAUUCAGAUGCGAUUUCACAGCAAGUAAAACUUUGCUCUGAGGUAGAUGAAGAGAAUAUAGAAACAAUAAAUGAAUUGUAUUCAAAACUCUACAAAGAGGCUGAGAAGAUCAAGCGGUGGAAACUAACUGUAGAAUCAGAACUAAAGCAGAAAGAAAGAAAACUGCAAGAAAAUAGAAAGAUUAUUGAAGCACAGCGUAAAGCCAUUCAAGAAUUGCAGUUUGAAAAUGAAAAACUAAGUUUAAAACUUGAAGAUGAGAUAUGUGAAAAUAAAGAUCUUUUAAAAGAAAACAGCGCUUCAAGGCAUCUGUGUAAUCUGCUCAAGGAAACCUGUACUCACUUCACAGAGAAGUCCACCAAAUAUGAACAUGAAAGAGAAGAAACAAGACAACUAUACGUGGAACUUAAUAACAACGUUGAAAGAAUGAUAAUGGCAUUUGAAGAGCUUCGUGUGCAAGCAGAGAACACCAGAUUGGAAAUGUGUUUCAAAUUAAAAGAAGAAGCAGAAAAAGUGGACAAGUUUGAAAAAGAAUGCAAACUGGAAGUCAGUAUGAAGGAAAAGCAGAUUUCAGUUCUUACCAUACAGAGUGAUGAAAAAGAUGAUAUAAUAAGAGACAUCAAGACUCAGCUGCAGGAAUCAAAAAAUAAGAUUGCUGACUUAGUAGAAGCAAAAAGACAUGAAGGAGAAAUGUUAAAGGAAUCCCAGAUCAAUCAAGAACAUUUGAGGGCAGAACUGGAAGAGGCCAAAGUUUCAUUGCAAAAAACAGAGGUUACUCAAAAGAGCUUAGAAACUGAAUUGCAGACUGCAGUGAAAGCAUUAAUUCAGGUCACUGGAGAAAAAGAAGCACAGGUGGAAGAAUGUAAAAAAACUAAGGCUUUGCAUGCGUCCCUGAUAGAGGAGUUUGAGACUUCUAUUUCCAAUUUGAAAAGCUUGCUGCAAAAAGAGCAAAAUAGAUUGGAGAAAUAUGAAGAUGAGUCAAAGCUACUUACCUUGGAGCUCAGAAAUAAGUCUGCUGAACUGGAAGAGAUGACUAAACUAAAAUGUGACAAAGAAAUGCAACUUGAAGAGCUGUCAGAAACACUGGGAAAAGUUGAAGGACUUCUAGUGAAGAAGAAAGAUCUUGAGGCUACUGUAGAAAAUUUGCAGGAGAGAGAAAAAGAAACAAAAAAUGUUCUCCAAAUCAGAGAGAAAGAAGUCCAUGAUUUGAAAGUACAACUGACUAGUACAGCUGAAAAGGAAGAAAAUUAUUUAAAACAGCUUAUGACACUGAAUACAGAUCUUGAACAAGAGGCGCUAAAGAAUGAACAACUAACAGUGUAUAUCAAUAAGCUUUUAUUAGAAAAGGAACAAAUAGCACAAGAGAAAAGUGGUAUGGCUACAGAACUCAAGAAACUGCAAGAAAGUCAUGAGGAUAGUAGGAAAAAAGAAGAAAAUACAAAGCAGUUAGUUGAAAACCUGGAAGAGGCAAAUGGCCAGCUAAGAAAUGAACUGGAGGCUUUGAAGGAGAAGAUGGCAAAGAAAGGUGAAGAGAUUAAAAGUAAACUGGAUGAAAGAGAAGAAAAUGCUAAAAGUAUUGAAAAUGAAAUUUUGAGAAAGGAAAAGCAGCUGAAGAUUCUAGAAAAUAAGUUGAAUAAUUUAAAGAAACAGGUGGAAAAUAAAACCAAAUGCAUUGAAGAGUUGCAACAGGAGAAUAAGGUGCUGAAAAAGAAAAUUACUGCAGAAAGCAAGAAAACAAGUAUUUAUGAAGGGAAGGUGAAUAAAUUACAGUUAGAGAUGGAAAAUAUGAACAAGCAACAUAAGGAAACAGUUGACAGCUAUCAAAAAGACAUUGAAACAAAAAAAGUAAAUGAAAAUAAACUUCUUGAAGAGGUAGAAAAGAUGAGAUUGCUUGCUGAUGAAGCAACAAUAACACAGAGGGAAACUGAUAUCCGAUGUCAACACAAAAUAACUGAAAUGGUGGCACUUAUGGAAAAACACAAGCAUGAAUAUGAUAAAAUGGUUGAAGAAAAAGAUACAGAGUUAAAACUUUAUAAAAUAAAAGAGCAAGAGCAGUUAUCAUCAAAAAAAUCAUUGGAAAGUGAGCUGUCAUGUUUGAAAAGUGAACUGUCAUCCCUUAAGGAACAACUUAAAGCAGAAAUUGAAGAGAAGGAGAAUCUUGCAAAAGAACCCCCCCAAACUAUGGUUCCUGAAAAUGAAAAGAAGCACAAGAAAAUACAAACUCAUUUUUCUGAGACUCCCAAAGCUCAUUUAGAUCUGGACUGUGAAUCUAUUCAUGUGAAAAAUAAAAAGUCUCCAAAUGAUAUUCCUGUAAAAGUCAACAUGAUGGAAAAGAAAAAAAUGCCUCCUUCAGUAUCUGCAGUAAGUCCCUUGGGUAGUCCAUCAUUAAAGACAUAUAUUAUAAAGACUCCUCCAAUACAUAAACUGCAAAGUGAAAGCACAAAUCUGCAUUCAGAACAGUGCAUGAGGAAAAAGCAAAAAGUGCUUCUACGGCUGGAUGCUCAGUCAGAUAGCUCUGAACACAGUGACCUCCUGAGCAUAGUCUCGGAGGAAGAAAUGUUUAAAAAAUUGUACAAAGAUUAUCCUCAAGCUUCACAAUUAUAUGCCAUGACACCAAAAAAGAAGCCAGCUACAUCAAACCUGAAAACUCCAGGCUCUGUACUGAAACUUACAACCAUGAGGAAAAUGCGCGAGGCUGGAUGGACUGCAGUUUCUAAAAUGGACAGGAAAAGAAAAAUUAAGGAAGCUGAAAAGCUCUUUACUUAAAAUGAAAAAAUGACUAGUGCCCUAGCUUUAUUUGAUUAGUACAACCACAGUAUUAUUAUUCUU